Caenorhabditis elegans is the source of this 471-nucleotide messenger RNA. RefSeq names its product FBA_3 domain-containing protein (gene C50C3.19). NCBI's taxonomy places the organism in Eukaryota, Metazoa, Nematoda, Chromadorea, Rhabditida, Rhabditidae. The transcript has a single exon. The record is from RefSeq and is marked reviewed. The coding region runs from base 1 to 471 and encodes 156 amino acids.
AUGCAGUACAAGAGCCACGUUGUUUGCAGUGUUUGCAGUGAGCCGAAGCCGUCGAAAUUGCCAUUUUUUCAUGUGAAAUUGGCAAAAGGAAAGUCGUUCACCGACAUGGUGCUCCAGAAGCCAUGGCAAUGUAUGGACCACUUGGGAAAAUCGGCUAUGAUCGAGAAGAAGAUCAUAGCCGACAAGUUCAACUCGAACUUCAUAUGGUUCCAUGUUGACUCUGAUGAGGGACGUUGCAAACAAAUGAGAAUGAAGGACAACCAGGAAUUCAUCAUCUUUGGAGAACAUUGUCGGCUGGUCGGCUUUCUGGACGUUAAGAUAGUACCCGGAGGCAAUCACGUGAUUGCUUGGAUACAGAAUGGCGGAGUCUGGAGCCGGGUUUCGGAUCAUCACAAGAAGAAAUUUUGGAGCACGUCAUUCGACAUGGACUCAUUAUACACGAUGCCUCUGUUCCUAUUCGAGCGCAAAUGA